GGGGAGUGGAGAGUUUGAUUGAGUGUGAAGUUGGGGAGAGGAGUCGAUUGUAACUUGUGUUAUUUAUAUCUAUUGUAUUUGGUAUAUUUGUUGUUAUUAUUAAUUAGAUGCACCGCCUCAACACUGCCAUCACUAUAUAAAUAUCUUUUCCUCUUUCUGUCCAUCUCACCGGACAACAACAGCAACAACAACAACAUUAGCACCAUGGCCCUCCAUCUCAGAAUGAAAGAUGACGACCCCUGGAUCAUCGAAUCCAAAAUCUUCACCCUCCUCUCCGACUACCUCCAACCAAACAGCAGCAUAACCCCCUCAUCAGCCGCCUCAACCAUCGACUCUCUCUACCCCGCAAACCGCAAUGAAGAAGAAGCAGAACAGCCAUACGGCUUUCUCUGGGAGAUCUGGUACCAGAUAUAUCACGUUUCAGGCCAGAUAAUGCCUUCUGAUCCCGCGAUGGAGAAAUUGGCGCUACUGGUGAAGACGCUAAGGGGGGUGCGCUCCAAGACGGCUCUUAUUGCUGUUGAGGGGUAUGGAGGGGAGAUGAGACUGUGGGCGGAUUUACCGCUGAUCGGGUCUGUUUAUCGGGAGCUGUUUGAUUACGACGUAGAACUGGACAAUCGAGGGCGCGGCAUCAACGCCCUCGCAGCCCGACUAUACCGCGACGGAUUACCCUGGAAGUUCUUCGCCAUCGAAGCAAUUAACAGUCUGGGCGUCAGAGAGCGUCGUCGACACCAACAUACGACGGAGAUGGUAACCGAGGAUACAAUCGACGAUAAUCCCGAGUUCCGAGCCGAAUUAGACAUCGCGGCAGACUGGAUUACGCAGUGCGGGGAAGUCAUCUUACAGGGUCGAACGGAUGAAGUGAGCGGCGCGCAGAUCUGGUCUCGCCCUUGGGGGUUUGAAGAGCCGGUGGUAUAUCCUGCUAUGUGGGGAGAGUGGAAGAAAAAGUUCCAGAAGGUAUCUGGGCAUGACAGGGCGUCUGAUGGGAUGAGAAGUGUAGCGGAUGCUGCUAUACGAGCGAUGGGUGACUUUGAACAACUAUUCCUAGAUAGUAUGACUAGCUAGAUGAGAGAUACACAGCCUGCUAGAUAGCUAUAAACAGCUUCAAUAUCGCCCAAUUCGGUAACCAUUCCCACGACGCCGUCUGGUCGGACUACCACGAUU
Aspergillus wentii DTO 134E9 is the source of this 1161-nucleotide messenger RNA. RefSeq names its product DUF3632 domain-containing protein. The record is from RefSeq and is a predicted model, not a curated record. The transcript has 2 exons. Lineage: Eukaryota; Fungi; Ascomycota; Eurotiomycetes; Eurotiales; Aspergillaceae. The coding region runs from base 205 to 1062 and encodes 285 amino acids.